Meleagris gallopavo (turkey) is the source of this 1077-nucleotide messenger RNA. RefSeq names its product RAB5B, member RAS oncogene family (gene RAB5B). Gene Ontology annotation, molecular function: GTP binding; GTPase activity. The record is from RefSeq and is a predicted model, not a curated record. NCBI's taxonomy places the organism in Eukaryota, Metazoa, Chordata, Aves, Galliformes, Phasianidae.
UCGCCCAUUGGCGGAGCCGCGCCUUAAUCCCGCCCGCCAGAGGAGGGCUGGGCCGAGGCGCUGUUUGUGUGCUCGGGCCGCAGCGGGAGGCCGGGGCCGCAGGACUGCCUGGUGGAACCAACGCCAGCGCUCCCAGCGUCGGUGCCUUCCCGGCUCUCAGCAGGGCAGGAGCCCAGCAGCAGCCCGGUCAUGACCAGCAGAGGAGCCGCCAGGCCGAAUGGGCAAUCCCAAGCCAGCAAAAUCUGUCAGUUCAAACUGGUGCUGCUGGGCGAAUCGGCGGUGGGGAAAUCCAGCCUGGUGCUGCGCUUCGUCAAGGGGCAGUUCCACGAGUACCAGGAGAGCACCAUCGGGGCGGCGUUCCUCACACAGUCUGUCUGCCUGGACGACACGACGGUGAAGUUUGAGAUCUGGGACACGGCGGGCCAGGAGCGAUACCACAGUCUGGCCCCCAUGUACUACCGGGGGGCACAGGCUGCCAUCGUGGUCUACGAUAUCACCAACCAGGAAACGUUUGCACGGGCAAAAACAUGGGUGAAAGAGCUGCAGAGGCAAGCCAGCCCCAGCAUCGUCAUUGCGCUCGCGGGCAACAAAGCCGACCUGGCCAGCAAACGUAUGGUGGAGUACGAAGAGGCACAGGCUUACGCAGAUGACAACAGCCUAUUGUUCAUGGAGACGUCGGCCAAGACGGCGAUGAAUGUGAACGACCUCUUCCUGGCCAUCGCCAAGAAGCUGCCAAAGAGCGAGCCCCAGAGCACGAGUGGCGCAGCAGGGAGGAGCAGAGGCGUGGACCUUCACGAGCAAACCCAGCAGAACAAGAGCCAGUGUUGUAGCAACUGAAGGGCAGCAGCCUGCGAGCGAGGAAGAGCUAAGAUAUAACCUCCAAACCUCCACCCCCGUCCACCACACCUCACCUCACCUCCAUAACGGCGCACCGAGAAACCCACCCGAACCAGAACCCUCCCGAGAGCUCUAACUGCACUUUUUAAUGCUUCGAAACCACCACCAGACACCUGUGACCACCAUCCUGAUGGCAGUGGAACUACAUCCGCCGGGGACUUAACUUCCAGAGGGGGAAAA